Molecule: messenger RNA, 1314 nt
Organism: Aspergillus campestris IBT 28561
Lineage: Eukaryota; Fungi; Ascomycota; Eurotiomycetes; Eurotiales; Aspergillaceae
Product: DUF92 domain-containing protein
Exons: 4
Coding region: 116-1168 (350 amino acids)
Cellular component (GO): membrane
Source: RefSeq, a predicted model, not a curated record
CAGCAAUCGGUCACGGUGACGCAUUGGAUGCUCGAGUAGACCUAGGUGUCUUCAAUCCGAGCGUUGACCCUGUACUGUGGAAUCUUCGCAUUGUGGAUCCGUCGAAAUCGCGAUAAUGAAGCCAGUCAUUGCCGUUCCCGCGAUCCUCGGCCUCGUGUACCGCGCGUGGUCCCGCCAGUCACUCACCAUCCCGGGGCUGGUCGCCGCCGCCAUCACGGCCGUCGCACAUGCCCUGCACCCGUGGUCGGCCCCGUUUGCCUUGCUGGUGGUCUUCUAUCUGGGUGGGACGAAGGUGACGAAGAUCAAACAUGACGUCAAAGCCCGGUUGACCCUCUCCGCGUCGGGUUCGCACGGGGGCGAGGGCGCGCGGACGCACAUCCAGGUGUUGGCGAAUUCCAUCGUCGCCACGGGCCUGAUCUUGCUGCAUCGGUGGGCGCUCGCCGCCAGCGGACAGCCCGGUCGGGGGUUCUUCGCGGAGGGCCCUCGAACACCGGAGGAUCUGUUGGUCGUGGGGAUUGUUGCAAACUAUGCCGCCGUUGCCGCUGAUACCUUCUCCUCCGAACUCGGCAUCCUCUCGAAGUCGAAUCCACGCUUGAUCACCUCACCGACCCUCCGUGUCGUCCCACCGGGAACGAAUGGGGGCGUCACGGGCACCGGACUUCUGGCGGGGGUGAUGGGGGCGUCCAUCGUUGCGGUGGCAUCGGCCCUGUUGCUCCCCGGGCGCAGUGACAGCUACAAUCUAAUGGAACGAGGGCAAUGGGUGCUGGCCAUGACGGCCUGGGGAGGCCUCGGAAGCGUGCUCGACAGUCUCCUGGGUGGGAUGCUGCAGGCGAGUGUGGUGGAUAAGCGAACCGGGAAGAUCGUCGAGGGUACAGGCGGUGAGAAGGUCCUCGUCCAUCCGCAUUCCACACCCAGUGGACAGGCCAGUGGGGCUGGCCUGACCGCCGCCGCAUCCAGCAGCCGUCCCAGCAAGACGGCAUCCGGAAAAGCCAGCUCGAAAGCCUCGGCGCCAGAUACAUCUGCUCAGGAAAGCCGACGAGUCGAGAGCGGCGUAGACCUGCUCGACAACAACGCCGUGAACGUGUUGAUGGCAUUGACGAUGAGCGUGGGGGCCAUGGGGAUUGCCGCAUGGGCGUGGGAUGUAUCCAUCUUACGGAUUCUUGUGUAACCGUCUACUAUGAACUGAUGACCGUUCACCAGGAUAAUGGGAUAUGUGACUGGCGCCGCUUCCCUGGUUUUCUUCUGUAAGAGUAGCCACCAAAGUCCAAUGCAUAUAGGCCGUAGGUCGGAAAUAUACAGGGCAAUGUCGCACGG